Leptopilina boulardi is the source of this 6194-nucleotide messenger RNA. RefSeq names its product homeobox protein aristaless-like. Gene Ontology annotation, molecular function: DNA-binding transcription factor activity, RNA polymerase II-specific; RNA polymerase II transcription regulatory region sequence-specific DNA binding. Gene Ontology annotation, biological process: regulation of transcription by RNA polymerase II. The record is from RefSeq and is a predicted model, not a curated record. The coding region runs from base 1866 to 3038 and encodes 390 amino acids. Lineage: Eukaryota; Metazoa; Arthropoda; Insecta; Hymenoptera; Figitidae. The transcript has 4 exons.
CAUUGUUGACCAGGAGUCCGCGAAACGCGUGUGCUCGUGCCGGACCCUCGUUUCAUCGAACCGUGAAACCUGUGUGCGCGUGCUGUCAACCAUCAAACUCUUCUUCUUCUUCUUCUAAUAAUAAUAAUAAUUCCUCUAAUUUACCUUGUUAGCAAAUACAAUUUUUUUUUCAUUAAUUUAUUUCCAAUUUUUCCGUAUUUUUAUAUACAAGUGCCUUGUAACAUCAACUUCUAUAUGGAUACUCAUUAAUCAAGAUCCACUUUUGGCAUCAUCAAUUUAAGGGAUUUUUAUUUUUUGGACAUGCUUACAGAUAUAAUCAAGAAGGAGAUAAUUAACAAACAAAUUAAUCAAAUUUGUCUUUGAGUCAAUUAACCGAAAUUGAUGAUUAAUUAUUAGAAACUUCAACAACAAACAAACAAAUUGUUAUUUGAAAUUGGUCAUAGAAAAAUUUUUAUACCAUAAGGAUUGUGAAUAUAUCAGUCGUCAAGAAUUGGAUACUAAAGAUGUCUUAAGCAAAAUCGAUUGUUUUGAUAUUGAGGGUUUAUAUCAACAAAAAUCAUCAACAGUAGAAAUAAAGGAUGUCAUCUUCAAAAGUUGAUACAAUCAAAAAUUGAGGUUGACAUCAAUAAAAAUUAUUAACAGUUACAGAUAAACUAUUAUCAGCAUUAAAAUUUUUUUUUUUUAAUACAAGUUUCUGAUGCUGGGUGUUCUUAUCAGACGGUAGAAAUAAAAUAUAUUAUUGGUAUUGAAAAUAAUAAUUAUAAUAUAUUGAUAACAUUUAUUUGUCUUAAUCAAGAGUCGUUAACGAAAUCAAGGCUUGGCAACAAUAUUAAACCAUCAACAAUUGGCAGCAUCAACUGGCACCAUUAUCAACAUAACGAAAGAAAUGUGUUAAAAUUAUAUACAAUUUUCAAAAUUACAGAUCAAAUUAUUUAACAAUCAUCAAACUAAUGAUCAGAAAAUUAAGCAUCCAAAUUCUUCAACAUUCAACAAAAUUCGAAGAAUUCAUAAUAUUUCGGCUAAUUUGAAAGAUCUCUAAUUAGCUAUAAAUACAACCAUUUAUCCGUCCGUUUUGAGAAAUUGGUUUAGAGGGAAAUCGUAGUUAAAAAAUUUGGCCAAGAUGAAAGUGAUGAUUAACUUGCAUGUGUGCUUUUCUGAAUCUUAUUAUUGGAGACAAAUUUUGUGGAAUAAAAGCCGCGUGUCGUAAGCAUUAUUACAUUCUUAAUGAAUGUCAAGAGAAUGCAGGUUACGAGGUUCGUUAGCGGUGAAAUAAUUAGGACUGGAGCAGAAGGACGCUGCACACCGCAAACUAAUGUCCUGCAUCAGUAGAGAGAACCUGUCGUGACUAUGCUACUAGAGUGGCAUCAGUUGAUUACAGUCAUUGUCAACUCUCGCUUUCGAAACAAUUUUUGCAACGUCAACAAUGACAGACUCUUCAUCGAGAAAGGCCUUCAACUCACCUCAAAACAAAUUUUCCAGGUCAAUUAUUAUUAAUAGUGAGAGAGAUAGAACAAAAAAUUUAUUUUCCCUUGAUGAGAAGUAUAAACAGAUUAUAUAGUAUACUAUAAACAGAUUGCAAGGAAUCAAAUAGAAGAAAUAUUAAAAAUUUGGUUCUUAUGAGACAUAAGUGUCAUUAAGUAAAUAAUUCAGAACGUAAAAAAAAUUUUCACUCUCAAAUUGGAUAACAGUGUGAUAUUGAAGUGUUACCAGAAUAGGUAUUUAUGCACCGGAACUUGUGAAUGGUGGGAUUUUUAAUUUAGUGGAGGAAGAAAGAAAAAGAAAGAAAAAUGUUAAGUAUAAACAGUAAUUAUUGUUAGAGUGUGAAGAAAAGUGCACUUUUAAAGGCAGUCAUUUACCGACGCGGAAUGGAUCUUAGCACGACACCGCGACGUCCGCCGGAAGGCGUUUCGGAGCAUCAGAAAACGCGAAUUGCAAAGAGUGUCUUCAGCAUCAGAAGUCUUGUGGAUGUGGAGGACUCGGAGCUGAUCGUUAAUGAUGAACGUGUAUCAGAUAAUACGGCACGUGGUAGCAGCGAGGCUGUCUCACAGACAAGUCCUGCGAGCAGUACGAGCAGCUCCAGCGUGAGUCAGGCGAGCCAACAGGUGUCUCAGGUGAGCCAUACUCACCAUCAAACAGGCCAGAGUCAUCAAGAUAUUCAGAUGGGCAUUUCUACGGAGGAUGUGAGACCCGAAGACGAUGGUAUACAUCCUAGGGCGGCGCCAACGAGUCCUGAGAGUGAAGCUGAGAUCGACGAUUUUGCACCGAAAAGAAAACAACGGCGAUAUCGAACGACAUUUACCAGCUUUCAACUGGAGGAACUUGAAAAGGCCUUCUCCAGAACUCAUUAUCCCGACGUUUUCACGAGAGAGGAACUUGCCAUGAAGAUUGGUUUGACUGAGGCUCGAAUACAGGUGUGGUUCCAAAAUCGACGGGCAAAAUGGAGGAAGCAAGAGAAGGUUGGACCUCAGGGUCAUCCCUACAAUCCCUAUCUUGGAGCAGGUGGACCACCACCGUCGGCAGUUGUUGCGCCAACAUUACCAAAUCCAUUUGCACAUCUUGGCUCAUUUGCUCUUCGAAAACCCUUUGACACAUUUCGCUAUCCACCACUAAGUCAUGGACCAGUUUUACCCGGUGGUUAUCCACCGCAUCCUUAUCAUAGAGCAGCGCCACCACCCCUUCUACCACCUGGAAUGCCACUUCCUUAUACCUCAGCCGCUUCCUUCCAAAGUCUCCUGGCAAAUAUUUCUGCCGCACAACGACCAAAAUUAGUACGCAGCUCGCCACCACCACCACCGCCACCAGCGCCGGCGAUUAAUUUGCCUCAUCCGCCAGCACCAGCGGCACCACCUCCCCAACCGCCGCCACCACCACCACCACCCACGUCCAGUUCACCGCAAGGCUCACCAACUGGAAGUGUCUCGGGACCACUUCCCGACAUUGAUCGUAGGACCAAUAGCAUCGCAUCAUUGAGACUCAAAGCAAGGGAAUAUGAAUUGCAUCUUGAAAUGUUGCGCAAAAAUGGAGAUCUCAUCAGCUGAAAUAGUAUUCUUUAGCACUAUAUGAAGUGACCUUUCUUCGCGGGAUCGAGGAUUGUCUCAUUCCUCUGCUCCCUAUUUUUUUGCGUAUCAAGAGGCAUAAAUGAUGAUUUGAUGAUAAAAUUGUCACUGAUCUGAUGAUCAAAAUAUUAAUUGAUCAAAUAAUGGCUAAUCUAUUAAUCGAUUGGUUAUUAAUCUAUUGAUAAAAUCUUCUCAUGUAGAUCAAAAGUGAUUUUACUAUCAGAUUAUAAUUCUGGGAAAGAUCAUCAACGUCUGAAUAGUGGAUGUUUUUUUAAGGAUAAAAUUUUUACCCAUACAAGAAUAAUCCUAUGAAUCAGUUAAGAUAGUGCAAAAUUUUGGAAUGAUCAUUUCUAAAAAUGAAAAUGUCUUUGGUUUUGUCCAAUGUUCCAGGAAAGUUCUCAAAAUACAUUUUUGGAACGUUUUUAAUCCAAAUGUGUCCACUGGAUAAAUCCUAUAAGUAAUGGCUGAUCCAAUGUGGCGAAAGAUUUUUCAAAAAUUGAUUAUAUUCAAUGGUUGAAUUCAAUUUAUAUUAAUAGAUUGUUUUUUGGGGAUCACUGAUUACAAUUUUUAUAUCAAAUUCGUAAGCGCUUUAAAAAACUAUCAGAUAGAGAGUUUUAUGCGAAAUUUAUUAAUUUUUUUUCAGAAAUAUUACACCAAUUGGUUCCGUUAUUUUGAAUUUUGAAAAUCUGAACUCAAAUUCGUAAACAGUGACCCCGAAAAUUUUCGACUGACAACCCAGAUAGCACGCAAGUUUGCUGCCAACUUGCAUUGCAAGUUUUGCAAGUUUGUUUUUCAAGCUUGCAAGGUCCCACCCUUUGCACACUUGCACUGCAACCUUGUAGCUAGCUUGCAGCAAACUUGCAGAAAACUUACAGCAAGCUUGUAGUGCAAGUUUGCAAAGGGUGAGACAUUGCAAGCUUGCAGCAAAUUUGAAAAGCAAACUUGCAAUGCAAGUCGACUGCAAGUUGGCAGCAGAUUUGCGUGCUAUCUGGGAAAUGUUAUUUGAAUCUGAACGAUCUUUAAAAAAAACUUUUCCGCCAUAUUGUUUCCACCAUUUUGAAUUUUGAAAAACCGACUGAAAUUUUGUAAUCAGCGACCUUGAAGCGAGCCUCGUAAAUAUUUGCACAAAUCUAGGUUUUUUUUAUUAAAAUUUCUUGACAUUUUGGACCCACUUUCUUGAGUUUUGUUCUCCCAUUGUGGAGUUUAGGAUAUUUUUUUUAAACAACUGAUUAAUUUUACUUCUGUUAAAUUGAAAAUGUAUUUCGUAUGAAUGUUAAGAACGUGAUAGAAAAAUCGAGUUUUCAUAAAUUUCUCACGUGAAUUAAUGGAACAUUCGGUAAUUAUCAAUGAAAAAUUUUAUCCCCUCGCUGUUUUAAUAAUCUAUGUUUUUAGGUUUGUUAGUAUUUUGCCUCUGAUUUGGCUUUUUGAUCUAAAAAUUGAGCAAAUUUUUGAGGUUAUGUUAGACAAUUUUAGCAUUCUCUUGACCAAUGUGCUUAACAUUUGACUUUAAAUUAUGAGGAUAUGUUGGCUUCUUGAUUCUUACUUAUCACCUAUAAUUUUGAGGUUAUGUUUUCAGAUUUGUUAAUAUUUUGACAAUGAACAUUGUCAAGUCAUAAAUCAAACAAACAUUAGGUCUGAGGAUAAUAAACAUAACCUCAAAAUUAAGUAAAAAUACUAUAACGAAUUAAGAGGACGCUGGGUUUAAGAUAAAAAUCGGUAAACAUAACCUUCAAAUUAGAUCAAUUUCUGGGUCAAUAGAGCGAACAUAACGUUAAAAUUUAAGGUAAGAUUUUAAGUUCUUAUAUACAAGAUGUUAAAAUCAAUAAACAUAAAUUUAAAAUUAGAACAAAACUCAGAGCUAAAAUACGAACAUAACCUCAAAACUUCAACUUUUUUUGGUCUCUGUAGUUAAAACUACUCACUUCACUAAUAUGGAUGUUCUUCAAUUCUUCAACUUGUGCGAGACUCUUCAUAUAUUGAUUUCUCGAGUAUAUAUAGUUGUUGUUUUUUAAAGAAGACUACAACGACGACGAUGCAACUCUCAUCCAUGGAUCCGCAUUCCUGAUUACAUUCUCGAUUUUCGAAUGUUCCGUUAUUCUAAGAACGUCUCUUCAAAGAAAAUUUCUUCAAGUACAUCUCUUCACAUGUAUAUAUCUAAUGUUUAAUGUUAAUCUCUAUCUGUUAAUAUCCUUUUGUCUCAUAAUUUUUCAAUUCAGUAAAAAUAAAGAUUAUCUUUGUUCGCACUGGUGCAAAUUUUAUAAAUAUCAAAUAUCUUUUUUAAAAAAAAUAACAAAAAUUCGCCUCUUAUCAAAAUUGUUUAUUGUUCUGAUAAAAAUAAUCAAUUUUCAGUCUGAAGAUUUUGAGCUUGAAGAAAAUAUAAUAUAAGAAGAGAAUUUCGGAAAAAAGUGAAAAAAAAUUUUCGGAAGUGAAGUGACAAAAUAUUAUUAAAUUUUAAAAAAUUAAAAUUUUUUUUUUUUUAUUAAUUUUGAAAGAGACAAGAAAAAAUUAAAGAAAUAUAAGAAUUUUCUUAUAGAUAAAAAAGGAGGAAUGGUGCAAUAGUCGUGUAGCACGGGAUGUAAUAAAGUAUAGGCAAUGCAUUCCUCAUCCUGCGGUUCUAGUGAGUAAAAUUAUCUAAAGAGUCUUUUGUUAUAACAUAUAUAUAUAAUAAUAUGUUAAUUGAUAUAAAGAAGAUAUCUCUUCUUUAUGAGCAGAAAUAGCCUCUGUGCCUUAUCAGCGAAAAUUAGACACAAAAUCAAAGGGUUUCUAUAUAUAUAUUGUGCCUAAUGAAAAAAAACGACAAUCGGUAUCGUUACAAAACACCGAUCAUUUUUCACCGGCCUGUGAUUCGCGUAGAUGUUCAAAAAUUAUAUCCGUCCUUUAUAUUAAAAAAAAAAAAAAAAAAUGUCAAUCAUUUUAAAAAUUUUCGUUUUUAGGGAAAUUUCUCUGUUUGGAGAUUAAUCAGGAUUAUCAUAAAAACUAGAUGAUUUAAAUUUUAAACAUAAAAAUCUACUAUUCAUUUUAAACUAUAUUUUAUUUCUUUUUAUAUUUUGACAAUAUAUUAUUUAAUAAUUAUUGUAGUGAAAAAAAUAUUUGUUUGUCAAUAAUUUUCUUUUAACCUAAAAGAAAUGUAUGUUUAAA